GACACCAGAAUGGAGGAGAACCAGAACCUGGACCAGAACACUAACAACCUCGUUAUUAAAAUAGAAGAACUACACUCAACUGGGAUCACCACCUAUCUACAGGGGAUAGAUAACUCAAACAACACAGUAGAUGACAGUAAUGCACCUCAUCACUGGCUGACAAUUGACAUAAAACAUGAAAAAGAAGAAGAAGAAGAACAGUCCAUCAGUCAAAGAGAAGACCUGCUGGACUUCACAGACCAGAACCAAUACAAGAUCAAAAUGGAGGAGAACGAGAACCAGGGCCAGGAGCACCACACUGACCACCUCGUUAUUAAAAGAGAAGAAUCAGACUCACCCUCUGCUACCACCGAUAUACAGGGGAUAGAUAACUCCGACAUAAAACAGGAAAAAGAGGAAGAAGAAGAACAGUCCAUCAGUCAGAGAGGAGACCUGUUGGAUUUCAGCCAGGACCCAGAGCACCACACCAACCACCCUGUUAUUAAAAGAGAAGAAUCAGACUCAUCGUCUUCUACCACUGAUACACAGGGGAUAGAUAACUCCGACAUAAAACAGGAAAAAGAGGAAGAACAGUCCAUCAGUCAGAGAGGAGACCAGCUGGAUUUCACAGACCAGGACCAGGAGCAGGACCAGAACCAGAACCAGAACCCAGAGCACCACACCAACAACCCCAUUAUUGAAAGAGGAGAAUCAGACUCACCCUCUGCCACCACCGAUACACAGGUCAGUGUCAGAGUUUGCGCUAUACUUUUUUUUGCCGGUAAUAUUCUGGCCGUACAGAACAACUACCGGACAUAUACAUAUCGUCGCUAUCAGGCGCAAACCUCCUAUGUCCAAAAAUCAUGA
Molecule: messenger RNA, 846 nt
Organism: Scomber japonicus (chub mackerel)
Lineage: Eukaryota; Metazoa; Chordata; Actinopteri; Scombriformes; Scombridae
Exons: 4
Coding region: 10-846 (278 amino acids)
Source: RefSeq, a predicted model, not a curated record